GUUAGACUUAGGGUUUACUUCUACCUGACAAUAACCACUCUUACAAACUCCUUCACCGUUUAUGACCUUAAUUAGUACUCUGCCUACGUGCAAGUACUAAAGAACGGAAUCAAAGUUAGAAGACUCGAAAUGGCAAGUGUAACUGGACCGGAAUUAUAUUUACACAAAGAGAUAUGCAAUUUGAUAAGAAAUAAAAAGUACACACUUAUCUGGAGGUGAGACGGUUGUCGGCUCGUAGAGUGUACUAGGUGAAAGUACAGCGAGAGAGCGAGACAGUAACCGUACAGGAGGAACCGGAGUACAAAGCGGAAGUGGAAGUUGCAUUCAUUCAAACAAAAGUUCAAAGGUAGUGAUUUGGAUUUGUCAUCAUGAUCGACAUAUGGAUGAAUAUUCAAAUACGUACUACAACUUGUUUGCCUUUCGGAUUCAGUUAAUUAUAUCGCGUGUUGGGUUUGAUUACGCUGCGAUUUUUAUAUAUUCCGCGGUGUCGCCGUGAUUAUGGGAAGUAUGCAUAUGCUUUAAAUGCAUUACUUUGUUGGCUACAAUUUCCACUGAGUGUAUACAACGGGAACUGUGGAUUUAUGUAUUUCCUCAUCACUGUGGAUAAAAUAUCGCCGCAUUCCUUUUGGAAAGAAGGCCAGUUGGUGGAUUAUAAAUGAGGUCCAAGUAACUUAUAUUCUUCCAUGUGAUGUUGUGGUAAACGAAACCGAAAGUCACUGGAUACACUGGAGGAACGCAAAUCUAGUGGAAGUGCAAAGUAGGCACUUGUAUUUUCCUUCUUCUUUAUCUAGUAUGCUAUGCAGCUAUUAUUUAAACAGUAUCAGGCCUGUACAGAUGGAUCCAGAUAAAUUUCCCGGUUUCUAUGUCUUUCAAGAAUCUGCGUUCGGAAAUAUCAUUCUACCAGGGAUUCCAAGGAGUGAAACAAAUAAAUGAUGAUAUGUGUGAUAAUUGUGAACAAUAAAUUGUAUUCUAAACAUUAUUGAGUCGAAAAUAACUGUCAUUGCCGUAUAGAUGAAUGAAUCACGUUUUUUCAGCACAUGGCAU
Trichobilharzia szidati is the source of this 1044-nucleotide messenger RNA. The record is from the annotation of a GenBank genome assembly. NCBI's taxonomy places the organism in Eukaryota, Metazoa, Platyhelminthes, Trematoda, Strigeidida, Schistosomatidae.